Messenger RNA from Dendroctonus ponderosae (mountain pine beetle), 1102 nucleotides. RefSeq lists its product as uncharacterized. The coding region runs from base 110 to 1048 and encodes 312 amino acids. The transcript has 6 exons. NCBI's taxonomy places the organism in Eukaryota, Metazoa, Arthropoda, Insecta, Coleoptera, Curculionidae. The record is from RefSeq and is a predicted model, not a curated record.
AUUCGAAGGUACGAUAAAAUGUGACAUUGUCAGUACGUUAAUUAUAAUUUAAAAAGUUCGUUUUUGAAAUUUGAAGAAAGCUUCCAAAUUUUCUUGUGUGAUUAAUAACAUGGCUGACGAAGAGACCGUAGGAGAAGGUGAGGCGCCUGAAGCAGCACCCUUAAAUGCACCAUCCGCAAAUCAACCGACAGAUACUGAAGAAGGGUCUGCUCCUCCUAGGCUUACUACAGAUCCUCUAAAUACCGAAUUCAACUACUACAGUGCAGUUCUGAAAAUGUUCGGUCCUACGUUAACCAAAGAAGGGGACCGAAGAUAUAUUAUUCCUUGGAUCAGGAAAUUAUUUAGGCCCGAAUACCACAGCUCCAUGUUAAGAGAAAAGCGGAAUAGGUAUUUAGUUUAUCUCUCUACCUCCUUGCUUUUGGAUGAGGCAGUUGAUAUUUUUCGGGAGUACCCUCCCGAUGGCGCCCUUCCAGACCUUCAGUCAGUGCACCCAUUAAACGUUCCAGCUGCUCAGUGGGAAACUGACAACAUGUGGCAAGACACGCUUCAGAAUUUGCCAGACGAUUUUCAGCUGUUGGAUUGCUUCGUUCAUGAGGAUCCUGAUACUUGUAGAAAAGAUCACCAAUUUGAUAAAAUAUUGGAUCAAGAAUUCCAGUUCUAUUUGUACUUGGCAAAACCAUAUGCCGCAAUGAUUUCCGGAGGCGCUGAAAGAACCAGAGUGGCCGCUUGGUUGCAAAUGCUUUGCUCUGUGCAUGGUACCGAAUGUUGUUCUCGCAUGAAAGCAAUUAGAAAUGACUAUAUGAUGGCAUUAUUAGGGUAUUUGCAAGAUCUGAGAGCAGUAGGACCAUUUGCGGAAUAUCCGUCUUGGCAGACUUUGAAGCCACUUGCUGAAGCCGCCAAAUUAGCGGCCGAAAAUAGUCCAAUAACUGACCCAACAGGAUGUUAUGCAAAUGAAUUUCUGGCCGAACAGCCCAUGCCAGAUGAUGGAGCCUUCUGUUAUAUCGCCAUUAGUGGGGAUUUGGUGACUAGCAAUCUCAGCCAAAUUUGAAUUUAUUUCAAAUGCGACAUGGUUAAUUUUCGUGAAUUAAAUUUUUAAAGAUGA